UUUUUUAAGCAUCAACCAUGUGCCUCAAGCUAACUGUCAAGAAGAGUGUGCUUCAGUUGGCUGGAAUGAGCAAUUCAACUUGUGGAGGAAUGAGAAAUGUUAGUGUUGAGACAAGAAACAUAAACCCCAGGGAGAGCAAGGCCGAGGAGAAUGGCUCUGACAGCUUCAUGCACUCCAUAGACUCACAGCUGGAGCAGCAAAUGGAAACCACGCAGAACCUGGUGGACUCCUACAUGGCCAUUGUCAACAAGACCGUGUGGGACCUCAUGACCAAGGAGUUCAUAUUAUCAGAGUUGCUGUCCAACCUGUACUUGCAUGGGAACCAGAACACACUGAGGGAGGAGUUGGCAGAGCAGCAUCAUCGGUGA
Symphalangus syndactylus (siamang) is the source of this 368-nucleotide messenger RNA. RefSeq names its product putative GED domain-containing protein DNM1P46. The record is from RefSeq and is a predicted model, not a curated record. NCBI's taxonomy places the organism in Eukaryota, Metazoa, Chordata, Mammalia, Primates, Hylobatidae.